GCUUGCAUCCCGGAGCUCCCCCCACCAGUUAUUUCUCGGACGCCCGCUCCCCGGACUAAAGCGAGGUAUACUGCUCCCGGUAACCCGUCCAAGGAGCUGAGUCGGUGGGACUGUCUGGCCGCUGGAUAUUCCUCCGAGGGCCUCAAACACAAGCAUCGCCAUCAUAACGAUGCCGAUGGCAGCAACAAGAUGCAUCACCACUAUGAUGGAGCCUAUUCAUCCGGUCCUGCAUCCCUGAGUUAUCUCGGGCAUGAAUCGCACCAAGCUUUCCGAGCUGGUUCUCAGAAAUCCUCGAGUUUCAGGAAGGUGAGUUUCCAACGUGAUAGCGUUACGACUGCGUGA
Perkinsus marinus ATCC 50983 is the source of this 342-nucleotide messenger RNA. RefSeq lists its product as hypothetical. The transcript has a single exon. NCBI's taxonomy places the organism in Eukaryota, Perkinsozoa, Perkinsida, Perkinsidae. The annotation marks the transcript as partial. The record is from RefSeq and is a predicted model, not a curated record.